UACAUCGAUGCCCAUCUCCUCACUAGAAUGGAAGCCAUGUAAAACACAAAGUACGCGAGAAUUAGUGCAAAAUAGUGAAAAUAUGAAUGAAAAAGAUGUGCUAAACACAGCAAUGAUAAAUGCAGAGACCUAAAGUUCUUUAUGGGUAAACAUAGUUAUGUUAUUUCAAUGAGUACGCGUACUUUAGGAUUGCAACUGCAUUUAUAACUCUGCCCCUUCCCCUCUCCGACUUGGACUGCGCCUUGGCAUACCUACAAAUGAAAAACCUGCUGAAUUACAGUUAGACACUGAAAAUAGCUGCAGUUGUAAGAUAAUUAAAAAACAACGCUACAGCCAGCCCAGAGUGCAGAAAAGCGGACGUUUGAAAGAACGAGAGCAUGGAAAACGAAUCUGUAAAGUCAGAACACAGUGGACGCUCAAGACGCUCUCGUAAUCACAACAACAAUUCCAGCGGGGGAGGAGGCGGAGGUAGUGUGAACAACGGCUAUCACAGGGAUAGAGAUCGAUCACGUCACUCGCAUCGCAGCACCCACUCAUCUAAGUCGGGUGGAGGUGGCGGCGGUAUCGGCAAGGGAUUUCAGCGGGGCAGUGAUAUGGCGCCUUACCAGACAAGCGUAAACAUGGCGGGAGAUGGUGAGAGCCGGGAUGGUCAGGAGGUGAUCGAAGUCCAAAUUCUACCGCAGGACGAAAACUGGGGUGAGAACACGACUGCGGUGACAGGCAACACCUCGGAGCAGAGUAUAUCCAUGGAGGACGUUAACAAUAUGUGGCAUCGCGAGAAUGAUAAAGGAUUCGGAUUUCGAUGCCGGCGCUAUGUGGAAUCCAGUUUUUAUUUUCUUCUCGGCUGUGCUGCUUUCUUCUCGCCGGUCGCCAUGGUGGUAAUGCCGCACAUUGGUUUAUUCUCCUCGGCCUUUGAUCAUCCAGAAUUAACCCAGACUAGGCGUACCCAGCUGCUGGCCUGCAGUGAGCAGUGCAAGGGCCAGCUGGUCUCCCUAGCCGCACGCUUGCUGCUCCUGGCGAUUGGACUGUGGGCGGUUUUUAUGCGAAGAACUGCUGCCACAAUGCCUAGAAUAUUUCUCUACCGCGGGAUUGUAUUGCUACUCGUGACGAUUUGCACUUUUGCCUAUUGGCUAUUUUAUAUCGUUCAGGUAACGAAUGGAGCACGAAUUGUGGUGGAGACCGAUGCCGUAGACUAUAAAUCUCUGGUAGCGUACGCCACCAAUUUCGUUGAUACACUGCUCUUCAUCCAUUAUGUGGCUGUGGUAUUGCUGGAAUUGCGUCAUCAGCAGCCUUGUUACUAUGUCAAGAUCAUCCGCUCGCCGGAUGGAGUGUCUCGCUCCUACAUGCUGGGCCAGUUAAGCAUUCAACGUGCUGCCGUCUGGGUAUUGCAGCACUACUAUGUCGACUUUCCGAUCUUCAAUCCGUAUUUGGAACGUAUUCCGAUCUCUAUAUCCAAGUCACAGCGUAACAAAAUUUCCAAUAGUUUCAAGUAUUAUGAGGUGGACGGAGUGAGUAACUCGCAGCAGCAGAGCCAAAGUCGAGCUGUGCUCGCGGCGAAUGCACGUAGGCGAGACUCAUCCCACAAUGAGCGCUUCUACGAGGAGCAUGAGUACGAGAGAAGGGUUAAAAAGCGGCGGGCUCGACUCAUUACAGCAGCAGAGGAGGCCUUCACUCAUAUCAAACGGAUUCACAACGAGCCUGCACCGGCGCUGCCUUUGGAUCCGCAGGAGGCCGCCUCCGCCGUGUUUCCUUCAAUGGCUCGGGCCCUGCAGAAAUACCUGAGGGUCACACGACAGCAGCCAAGGCAUACUUUUGAAAGCAUUCUUAAGCAUUUAGCGCACUGUCUCAAGCAUGAUCUGUCGCCUAGAGCUUUCCUCGAACCCUAUCUAACCGAAUCACCGGUGAUGCAGAGCGAAAAGGAGCGUCGAUGGAUUCAGUCGUGGUCGCUCAUUUGCGAUGACAUCGUUUCUCGACCCAUUGGCAACGAGUGCACCUUUCAACUAAUUCAAAAUGAUGUCUCUCUUAUGGUUACCGUGCACAAAUUGCCGCAUUUCAAUCUUGCCGAAGAAGUUGUCGACCCCAAGAGCAAUAAGUUUGUGCUGAAGUUGAAUUCAGAGACAUCCGUAUGACACCACCAGAAUUCGCUACACCAGACGCAGCAACAGCCCUCCUUAAUCACUCCCACGCAUAGCAAUCAAACGCAAUCGUCGUAUUUGCAUGUGUUUGUUUGAAGAAAGCUUGGGUUUCCAAAAUAGGAUUAAUUGUAUUUCACGUUUUAACAUUCAGUACUUAUGUUCAUUCUGAUCAAUUAAUAUUCGUUCACACUUUUUCUAGAAAUACGAACAUAUCACGAGCUUGUCUUUUGACACUCAAUCGUAAAAACAAUGCAGCUCUUCAUCCAUUUGAUUUCCUAUAAACAUUUCAAAUAUUUUUUAAUCUAAACUCAAAACGUAGCAAAUAAGAAAUUAAUAUACUAAGUUAAGAUAGAAAGACUUGUGCAAAGGGUGUGUCAUUUCCCAGCACCGAUGCUGGGCGCACUCUUGGCGCGAUUCACUCCCUAAAUCAAAUAAGAUCGCACAAUUGUAAUCAAAAAUGAAUCCUAAAUAUUGAGCCAAGUUCCAAUCCGAAAUAGACUACUCAAAUGUAACUCUUAACUCGAAUGCAACAUAUGACAAAUAAGGUUUAAGCAAAGAGAGACUGCCUGCAUUUACAUAUACAUAUACAUAAAUAUAUAUACAUACAUAUAUACAAAUUGCCAACAAAUUGAGAUCAAUAAUCUUAACCAUGCAUACAUCAAAAUAUGUAUUUUUAGAUACAAAAUUUUCAAUGUAUAAACCACUACUAGUACUCGAAUAUAAGUAAUGUAUGUGUGUUCCAGUGAAUCAAACCAAUUUAUUUAAACUUUUAUAUAUUAAUUGCAUACUUUAUAUCAACUUAGCCAACUUUUUGCUUAAGCAAUUACAUUUUAUUUCGUUUUUCUAGCUAAAUGCUUGUUUUUAUUCGAUAUAAGAAGUACUCUAUACAUAUUACCAAUCGACAAUUAUCAGAAGAAAAAGCAAUUUUUCUUUACAAUAACCAUAUUUAAAUUUGUUGUAUUAAAACAAAAAUCGUAAAAUAAAUGCACACACAACACUUUUUUAACCAGCUUUAAUAUGAA
Molecule: messenger RNA, 3157 nt
Organism: Drosophila willistoni
Lineage: Eukaryota; Metazoa; Arthropoda; Insecta; Diptera; Drosophilidae
Gene: Vang
Product: vang-like protein 1
Exons: 1
Coding region: 378-2129 (583 amino acids)
Biological process (GO): establishment of planar polarity; multicellular organism development; Wnt signaling pathway, planar cell polarity pathway
Cellular component (GO): plasma membrane
Source: RefSeq, a predicted model, not a curated record